GAGGAGGAGGAGGAGGAGGAAGAGCAGGACAAGGAGGCCUCAGCAUCACAGGGAGGAGAGGCCAAGAGGAGGAAAGAUUCCCCGAAACGCAGUGAGGGCGUCGAAUGAGGAGGAGAAGAGGAGCCCGGAGGGCAUUGGAUAGGCUCGAUCCAGGAUGGCAGCUCCAGACUUGCUGGACCCCAAAGCGGCCACUCACAACACCAAGCCCCGCCUCUCCUUCUCCACAAAGUCCAUCACGCUGACUCCACGAGAGGAAAGCGAGGUGGUCGCCACGGUGAUGAAAAGGAAGACGGUGACCGCCAUCUUUCUUUUGAUCGUCUUCUACCUGGUGAUGGGCGCGGCCGUUUUCAGGUCCCUGGAACAGCCUCAUGAGAGUGCUCAACGCUUGGCCAUCUUGACCCAGAAGUUGGACUUUCUGGCCAAACACUCCUGCGUCAACAACAGUCAUCUGGAGGAUCUGGUUAAGCAAGUCGUGGCAGCCAUCCGCUCGGGAGUGAACCCUGUUGGGACACUCGCCAAUCCAAGCAGCCUGUGGGACCUGAGCUCCGCCUUCUUUUUCGCAGGGACUGUCAUCACCACCAUUGGCUUCGGGAACAUCUCUCCUCACACGGAGGGCGGGAGAAUCUUUUGCAUCGUCUACGCUCUGUUGGGCAUCCCACUUUUCGGCUUCCUCCUGGCCGGCAUAGGCGACCAGCUGGGCACCAUCUUUGCAAAGAUCAUCGCUAGAGUGGAGAAGAUGUUUGUGCACUGGGACAUCAGUCAGACGAAGAUCCGGGUCAUAUCUACGUUGCUGUUUGUGCUCUUUGGCUGCUUGCUGUUCGUGGGGCUCCCGGCAGCCAUCUUUCAACACAUCGAGGGCUGGUCAGCGCUGGAGUCGCUUUACUUUGUGGUCAUCACUUUGACCACCAUCGGCUUCGGGGACUUUGUUGCAGGGGGGUCAGAAAUCGAGUACUUGGACUACUACAAACCAGUAGUUUGGUUCUGGAUUUUGGUUGGACUGGCCUACUUUGCCGCCAUCCUCAGCAUGAUUGGAGACUGGUUAAGAGUCAUUUCGAGGAGGACCAAAGAAGAGGUGGGAGAGAUCCGCGCCCACGCAGCCGAAUGGACGGCCAACGUGUCAGCAGAACUGAAGGAAACGCGCCGACGAGUGAGUGUGGAAAUCUACGACAAAUUCCAGCGGGCUGCUUCCAUUAAACGUAAACUGUCAUCCGAGCUCGGUUUCAGCCCCACCGCAGAAUUUGGGCUACCGCGAAGGACGGUAUCAGCCAAUCACAGUGAGGAGCGGGAGAAGAGAGACAAAGAGGCGGGGCUACCGGGGCUGACGCCUCAGCUAAACCGGAACUGCGGCUUAUUUAUGAACGGUCUGGACCUGGAAAGAGGCGAUAUGGCCAUUAUUGAACAUGUUAAGUGAAGGGCAGUUUGUUGUAUCGUGACCUGCUCGAAAAUCUUGUGGAUUUCUUAACCAUUUCCAGCUUUUCUGGGAGAGGUCUGGGAGUUUAAAUGUCAAUCAACAAUGGAAGCAACCACUAAAUAUUCAAACAGGAGCAAAUGUUAACAGUUUGUUCAUUCGUGUUCCAUUGUUCUCAAAUUAUUUGGGUCCUGGGACCUCCUUAUAAUUUUCACACCAAUUAAGCAUAACUACCCAUAUCUACCCUCUCUAUGCCUGAAUACAUAAUAGCUGCUCAUUCGAGAGAAAAAAAGUUGGCACGUAACAAUAACAAGUUUCUGUUUGAGUUGCUCCGUUGUCAUAAAAAACGUUGUAAUC
This is a messenger RNA of Hippocampus zosterae (dwarf seahorse), 1765 nucleotides long. It is a transcript of the gene kcnk2a, whose product is annotated as potassium channel, subfamily K, member 2a. Gene Ontology annotation, biological process: potassium ion transmembrane transport; stabilization of membrane potential. The transcript has 9 exons. Gene Ontology annotation, cellular component: membrane. The coding region runs from base 155 to 1411 and encodes 418 amino acids. Gene Ontology annotation, molecular function: potassium ion leak channel activity; outward rectifier potassium channel activity. The record is from RefSeq and is a predicted model, not a curated record. Lineage: Eukaryota; Metazoa; Chordata; Actinopteri; Syngnathiformes; Syngnathidae.